Molecule: messenger RNA, 6967 nt
Organism: Chara braunii
Lineage: Eukaryota; Viridiplantae; Streptophyta; Charophyceae; Charales; Characeae
Source: the annotation of a GenBank genome assembly
GUGAUCAUAUUCUUUUUUUUUUUUGUCCUUAAAAAAAAAUUCAUGAAAACAUAAGACAGUGGAUGGAUUGCAGGGCAUUGACUGGUGUCCAAGUAAGCAUGGAAGAGGCGCAGUUAUACUUGGAUGCCUCAGAGAGGAAAGACAAAGAGCUUUAUGAAGAAUGCUUAAGACAGUUCAUCAAGCAUCUCCAAGAUGGGAAAAUGGAAUGCAUCUUCCCCUGGCUGCGAAAACAACUGGGCAUUUCAGAGAGUGACAUGGCACAGGAAAUGCAGAGGAUGAAGGAGUCAUACGCUGCAGAAGAGGCAAAGCUGAGUGAAUUGGGAAACGAGAGAAUGUCGGUGGAACACCAGCUGUUCAGCUUUCUGAUCGUCCACAGCUAUUACUUCAGCUCGGCAUGUCAGCCACCCAAGCAGCAGAUGCACAGUUUCCCGAAAUGGAAGUCCCUUGAUUCAAAAUCGAACAUGAUGAAAAUACUGUCUCCGGUUGGAAAUAAGGAGGCAAGGUCUCCGGAUGCAUUCCAGAUCAGCUCACCCACUUGCUCAUUCCAAGCACCUAACGAGUAUAGGUGUAGCAUCUGCAACAAUGUGUACAUCGAUCCUGUCAUCAUCUCCUCAGGGUAUUCAUUCUGCAGGCAGUGCCUCCAUAAUUGGUGGGACAAAAGCCCCCAUGAUCCUGUGUGCCCCAUCACUCGGAAGCCCCUUCGCGGUGAUAUGAUCCCAAACAUCGCUCUUCAGCAAGUCACGACAUUCUUGCAAGCUGUUCUUAGCGGCCUUUACCAAGCCAUAAAAGUGACUGUUGAUGGUGCAGAUUCACCAAUGAUAUGUGGAUCUACUGGACAUUUGGAGGCGGAAGAAGAAGUCCUGCCAAGGGCUAUGAGAUACCUCCGAAGCUCUGAUGGCAAUGUGUUGGAGAUGUUGAAGAAUGGAGUGCAACCUCUGGUGAAGCUUGGAGAGAAUCCCAAGUGGAGACAGACGAUCUUCGAUCAGGGGGUGGUGGACUCGUGUGUGAAUCUUGUGAGGCAAAACCGUUGGAUGCCGAUUGAGGACGUCUUGCAACUUCUCGUCCAUCUGACGGUGCAGGACUUUGCAGAGAUGGCCACAUUGCAUGAUAGACGGUGCACCAUUGCAGAGAAGGCAUUUGACGCUGUUCUGUUUCCGGUCCUAGGCUCUGGUCAAUACCUAAUGGCAGAUGGAAGCAGUCUUGAUCUUGCAAUGAGAGUGAUAUUCAAUCUCCUUAGAGAUACUAAGGCCAGCAAGGUUAUCUUGCACACGACCGGUGUCAUAAAGCAGCUGUGCAGACUUGUCAUGUCACAGGAUGUUGGGAGCAGCAAAUUUGUUAGCAAGGACAACAUGGCAGCCCAUUGUUUGCAGCUGCUUGGAGGCCUUACGAACGAUUCUAAGGAAUUGGAUCCAAUCGCUCUCCACACACUCUUGUCAGCACUGCUUGUGCUGGCAGAGGAUUCUGGACCUAUGGACUACCCGUGGGUCCUUGGCACAGUGGAAAAGAUUGUGACUUUUGCCGAAAAGCAUGGGAACGACUGCUUGAGAGAGGUGCGGGAGGUGGUCACAGAUCCUCACAAUUUGGAGGUGGUAUUGUCGAGAGUGAGUCUGGAGGAGCAUCCAGAGGUCUGCCUUGCAUCGCUGCGCGUGCUAUGGCGGUUACUCUCAAAUCCUUCCUGUGCUCUUGCUCUCACUGAUAAUGGACAUCUCUGUCCCCCGGCGUCUCAUAUCAUUCCACAGGUGCUUGACAUUAUAGCAAAGGGAAAGGAAGGAGGAAAACAGGAUGAGGUUGAAUGUGCUGUUCGGGCAGUCAUGGCUAUGGUACGAAACAUUGGUGCGUGCACCUGUAAGGAGCUGCUGGAUCCUAAGGUUAAUGCCAUGGGCCAGUUCAUGCAGCUACUAAGAUCGCGCAUUCAAGGCAAGUGCCAAAUGAGCAUAGAGGUUUGUCUAGAAUUGCUCAAUGGCCUGGACGCAUUGCUCACUGCGUCCUGUGAUUUCGGAUACAAAUUGUCAGCGGGAAUUGAUGGAACGGCCGGUGAAAUACUAGUAGAGCUGUUGAAUCAAACAGAAGAAAGUUUUUCAAUUGCCGGCCGUGCUGCUGCGGCACGCCUGCUCGCACGUGCUGCCACAUUAGAUCCAUCAUGUCAGGCACAACUCCUCGUGAAUGGGGGGAUCGAGGCUCUGUGGGAACUUGUCAAACACGUGGAUGAAGAGCGGGACGAACGUGAAGAUCAACAGAUGAUGAUAGAGUGCUGUGAGAGUGGCCUCGUAGCACUGAACUCUAUGAUGCAAACAUUGCAAAGUGAUUCACUGUCAAUCAGAUCGAAACUCGCAAACAUGAGUCAAGCGUUCGGAACCGCACAAUUGGCUGCAGUUCUGUCAUCUGCAAUAUCCAAGCAGAGCAAACUGGUUGCUGUCAAGUUGUUCCGCUUGGCAAGGAAAAGCAGCUCAUUGGUGCAAACUGCAGUGGUUGCCGAUCCUCGAAGUAGAUUUAAGGGAAUCGUCCCACCACUUUUGGAGCUGAUUAGGGAUGAGUCGAAUCAACAGGAUGUCCUUGAGCUGAUGGAGACCCUACUGGUGCUUUUGUCAGAUCCCCACUAUUGCGAUCAGCUGACGGAGACUGAUGGUGCACUAGAUUUGCUGGCAAGGUUAGCUGAGAAAUCUGAGCUUGUGGGCAUCAAAACCCAGGAGGUGGCCUUGUGUGUGUUGACACGUGUGCUUGGAAGCGACCAUGCAUCUGUUAGGCAAUCGAUGUAUGGUGCUGCGCACAGUGCUCGAGUGUUUCUGGCUUUGCUGAGAGGGGUAGGGAGCAGAAAUGGAAUCAGGAACGAUGUCCGUUUGGAUAUCGCACAAGCACUCCUAGUUGCAGUCGAAAAUGACGUCGCUGCGCGUAGGCUAGUGUGCAGUGAACAGGGUAUCAGUCUGGUGAUUGACACGCUGCACGGGACCACUUGGGGGGACUUGGAGGUUCACAUGGUGGGUGUCCUUGCCAGCUUAACCAAGGAUGCUGUAUUCAGUGUGGAGGUCUGUCGGCAAAAUGGCGCAGUUGUGCUUUUGCGAAUGCUGGAUGAGACUUCGAUCAGAGACGAGUGGAAGGUGAGGGCUUUGGAUGGCCUUCACAGCAUUGCAAAGGCGAGUGAGGAAUGCCAACAGGCCCUUGGAUCAAUGAAUGGACUCGUCAAAAAGAUGUUGGAGAUCAUUGACAGAGUGCGGGAAGUUGGUCAGGAAGCAACCAACUCCUUCCAGAGCAUGAUGAUGAAUGCCUUGUCAGUGCUAAGUGAGCUGACAAAGGACUACGAUGCUCGUAGCAUUCAGAGAGUGCUAGAUGCAAGGGGGAUUGAAAGUUUGCUUGGAGUUAUUCUGUCCAGGAAUGUGUCGCUUGACUGCCGGUGUCAUGCUCUUUGCAUAGUCGACACGGUUGUCUCAAGCAAGGAGUUUGUGAACUCGCCGAGGGCGCAAGCUACGAACAUCCAGAUCGCACAUGGAGCGGGUAUGCUCACUGCCAUUGAUGCGGCAGAUGUGGAGCUGGAUCGUUCAAGUGAGGGUGGCAGUCACUCUCUUUCGCAAGGGAAGGGUGUGAAGCCUGACGUCAGCAAACUAGCAUACGAUGAAUCGAGGAAGAAGUACCUGGGCCACUGCAGGCUUUGUGCAGGUAAUCUCCUUGCUUUAGCGAUUCAGAGAGGGAAGAAGGACUUUGCCAGCCUCAACGAGAAGGCAAUACUGAGCCUGGCAAAGUUUGUACAGACAGUGGAGUGUGGAUCGGAAGACCGGACCAAGGCAGCAGAAAUCUUUAGAUGCCUUGUUCAGGAAAAUGAAUGUUGUGUGAAGCUGGUGGAGGUCCAUGACGCCUUAAAGUGUAUUGUUGCUCUGGCAGGUGAGACAGAGAUGGAGGCAUGUCGCGAGAGAGCAUUCAAAGCACUUGCGCCCAUGAUUGUGAAAGGCGAGAAGCUGUCUCGCAAAGCGGUUUACGAUGCUGGUGGGAUUGACGCCUUGCUGCGUGUUGUUGAUGGGUCACCGGCAAGAAUAACUUCUGGAAUGAUGGAUAGUGCGAGAGCCCUCCUUGUGGCUGUAGAGAAGGACGAAGCUGCAAGAGAAUUGAUAAGCACUGGAGGUGGUCUUCAGACUUUAGCAAGGUUGCUUGCAUCCUUGCGACCCCGUUCUGCUCCUGCUCAUGCCGCAUCAGGAGCCUUGAAGUGCACGGCAAGCGGAUCCUCCAUUGUUUUAACCGGCAGCUACGCCGACUCCAUCCGGUCAGAGAUAGAUGAUACAGAUGAUGCGAGAGAGUGGUCUGAGUUCCACUUCCGUUUGGGAGCCGUUCUUGCCAAAAUGGCGGAAGUCGAUCCUCAGACAGUAUGCGCAGUUGGCGGGGAGGCCCCCCUGGUGAAUAUGCUUGUCAAAGCAUUUGAAUCUCCAUCGCUCUUGCUUUGGAGAGCAAGGGUUCUUGCUGGCCUUUUAAGCAUCGCGGAUGCAAAUUCGAACAGCAGGAGACUGUUGCACAAAGCCCAUGCAGUUCAUGCUCUUGUCGAUAUCAUUCGGCUGCGUGCAUCCCGAGAAGUUGCGGAUGCCGUGGCGGUUGUGAGAGAGCUUUGCAAGGAACCUGAGUGCAGAGCUGAAGUUCUUGCGGCGGAGGGGCUUACAGCACUACUCAAACUGCUGGAAAUGGAGGAGUCCUUUGUCUGCCUCACUGCUGCCAUGCACGUAGUAGACAUCUUGACAUCUAGUGAAGAGUUCAUUUCGUGGGAGAAGCAACGGGUCACGCCCAUGGGCUUCCGCAUUGCGCAUGCGGCAGUUAUGCUUGUUGAUGGAGUCUCCGUGGAGUGCAGGGUAGCGGCUGCGGGAUUGCUCUCCCUCGCCUUGAUGAGAGGUACGACUGACUACGAUAAGAUGCAUCCAAGUACUGUGACCACCCUCGCUCAUCUUGUUCGGGCUACCUGUGGGAAUGCGAGAUCUCAAUGCCGGGUGGCGGAGGCGUUCCGUCGUAUCGUCUCCGACUCCACUUGCUGGCCCAAGAUCUUUGAGGCUCCCUACGGUGUGGAGGCUCUGAUGACGCUCGCACUUGGCAGCAGUGGAAGUACUGGCGAGGAGGGAGGAAGGGGAAGCACAUCAGUCGGUGUUUAUGGGGAAGAUUGCCAGAAGUUAGCGACGCACGCUGUUGCUAAGCUGAUUCUCAAAGUGGCAGAAGAACCUCAGUUGCGAAGACGCAUAUAUGAGGCAGGUGGCAUUCAUGUGCUUCUUCGCUCUGUUGAAGCAUGGCGUGGAAGUGUUCCCCAGGGCCCUUCGGAAACACGAACGAAAUGUGCCAAGGCACUGUUGGCGUGCUUGGAUGCAGAAGACGGGAUGUCAAGAGAGCUCGUGAAGAGCCUUGGUGGGGUCAUGCUCCUGCUGCAGUCACUGAAGCUCAGUGUAUCUGCAAUUGCCCCGGUAGGAUGGCAUUGUGCUCGUCUUGAUCCAACAGCUCGAUGGUCCAUCUUUGAUUUCUGCAUUGGUGGUGCCAUCGCCAAGCUCGCAGUGGAUCUCGAUGAGGAUCAGUGUGCUCGCCUUUCUGAGGCGGGCGGUGUUCGUCUGAUGGUGGAUAUGUUCCUUCAAGCCUCAUUGCUGGACUUGGUAGCCAGCGAGCUGAAACUCCGCGCACUUGAGGGGUUGCUGAACCUGGCUAGGCAAAGCCCUCUCUGCCGGCAACAAAUUGGGUCACCGGAGAUGGUAAGACGGCUCAUUGAAAUCAUAGCCCAGGCAGAGCAGCUGGGCUCCUUCUCCUCCUCCUUCUCUAGCAGCAGCCAAAGCAGUCCAUUGACCCCGUAUGGGGGCGUCAUUCCGCCAAGUGGUCGUACAUCGUCCCCCUCCAAAUCUCCCUUCGCCCCCUUCGCCCCCUCAAGCAUCUGCUCAUCCCCAAGGGCGCAGGCUGUCGACGUAGUCUCAGGCGAAGCAGUGCGAGCGUUUGGGCUUCUCAGGGAGAUGUCCAAGGAUUUGGAGGGAGGCUCGCUCAUUAUUGAGAACAAGGGUCUGUGCACUAUGCUGCGGCUCUUAGACAGGGCAGCCGAUGAUCUAUCGAACACCUACGUGGAGCAAGCUAUGGAUGUGGUCCACGAGCUCAGCAAGAAGCAUAAUCUUUCGCGUGUUGCCAUGAGCAUGCAGCUGAGUAUUGUCGUGACGAAGCUCCUGCGCUUUGCCGCCGUCAACAAAGCGGAGCGGGAGGGUAACGGACGGCAAGGCACAGGCGUUAGCUCCAUGGUGGUGGAGAAAGCCCUGAGAGUGGUCAGAAAUCUGCAACUUGAUCAGCGUGCAGGCCUCAUCAAGGAGGAUAUCGUGGAAGUGAUAUGGCAGCUCCUUGUGACGUAUAACUUGUGGGAUGAAGGAGGGGGGAUGGGACAAGCAGUCACAGGUGCAAUAAUCCGCGCACUGGAAGCAUUCAAGGACUUCCCAACUGAGAGGGAGAUCAUGAGAUCCGGCGAGGGCGGGCUAGGCCUGCUGGUGGAAACACUCUGCCACUUGCCAAUGGACCGAGACAUGGUGUCUGCUCACAUGUGCGGUUCUGAGAUCAUCCUCGCCAUGAUGAUGGAUCGCGGUGGGCGCAGUGAGGGACUCGGUGCUAAUGUUGCCAGUAUCGCUGGAAAGUGGUUGACGCAAGCAACUGAGCUUUCCCAAGAGCAGCACAACAACAACACGUGCCUAGCUUGUGCUGCCAUCCCCAUCCUUAGAAGACUUGGCCAAAACCCUAGCAUGUUUAAACGUGAUCGGCUGUCACUCUCUCUAGCGGAGUCUGGCUGCUUCACAAUCCUCCAAGCCUUGCGAGAUUCUCAGUACCAAUGGCACGAAGUCUGUAGAACUAAUGCAGACAGCCUCCUUCAGGAAUGGAUAGCGUCGAGGGCCUUCUAUAGGUACCUGUAAGAUACAAUCAGGUCAGGGAAGUUUCUUUGCGCUAUGUCCAUGCACCGUUGUGGGGGCAUACAAAGGCAAGCUUGCUUGUGAUA